Ostrea edulis (European flat oyster) is the source of this 1034-nucleotide messenger RNA. Its product is annotated as probable protein BRICK1-B. Bases 90 to 329 code for a protein of 79 amino acids. Gene Ontology annotation, cellular component: SCAR complex. Gene Ontology annotation, biological process: regulation of actin polymerization or depolymerization; cell motility; actin filament organization. The record is from RefSeq and is a predicted model, not a curated record. Gene Ontology annotation, molecular function: protein-containing complex binding. Lineage: Eukaryota; Metazoa; Mollusca; Bivalvia; Ostreida; Ostreidae. The transcript is spliced from 3 exons.
AGAUAGCAACAGCCUUCUGAUUGGCGUACGAAGUAUGACUAUCCAAUGAGAACACAUGUAACUUAUCUUCGUUCGGUAAUCUGUCAACAAUGUCGCACCACACUCAGAGUCAGAUUCAGAGUCAUCAAAGACCGAUACAGCAAGACUGGGCGAACCGAGAAUACAUUGAGGUCAUCACCGGGAGUAUUAAAAAGAUUUCUGAUUUUCUAAACUCAUUCGAUACAUCCUGUAGAUCGAGGCUGGCCACACUAAAUGAAAAGUUGACCCAUUUGGAGAGAAGAGUGGAAUAUAUCGAGGCCAGGGUCACAAAAGGAGAAACAUUGACAUAAUGUAAUAUACCAAAAUAUUGAAUAGGACAGAAGGAAUGAAAGGAUAUUUAAAGAUUGAAAACAAAGGAGUGGAUCAUCCAAUGAACAUGGUGGUGUACAGAAACUAACUUGAAGAUGUCGUCAUCCUUUGCAUGUAGCAAUACAGAAUGAAUGUUUUAUAAGAAUAUAUCGAUACAUGAUUGUAACUUUGAUGUAUAUGCGACUUGGAUGUUCCUGUACUUCAAAAGUAAUACACACAGUUACUUGUUCAAUUACAUAAAUACUUUUAUGUAGUUUUUACAGGAUGAAUGAGAUGAAUUUGACAUUUAUUGUUAUGAUAACAAAUAUACAUACAUGUACAUGUAUGUAUUUCAUUUAUUAACAGACAUCAAAAUUCUCAAGAUCAAACACCUAUGGCUAAUGUUUUAUUUUUAGUAGUAUUAGGAAUCAAAUUAGAGAGUCUUGAAUUACUUUAUCAAAAUUUUGAAGAAAAUUUAAGUUUCAUUCUAUUUACUUGGUGAAUUUAUUCCCAUAUUUCAUCACAUAUACACAUUCAAAUGGGUAAAUUGUAAAGAAUUUUGAUGAAUUCCACGUCUAGUAAAUGGCUGUAGUUAUGCUUUUCUAUGAAAUGUAUUAUUUAUUUCUGAUUAUCAUACAGAUUUAAAACUUUCCUGGAAAUUAAUCAAAUGAAUUUUAUCGCAUUAAAACUAUUUAUAAUUUUUCCAA